UAAUCUUGGCCUCUUCUUCAUCAUCCUCCAUUAUUACUCAUCUUCAUAUCACUGGUGGUGGCUCAUCCUCCUCCAUAUCCACCAUUCUCUCUCUUCUGAAUCCUCAACAGAUCCACCACUCAACAACAGAAUCCACAUUCUACAUUGCUUUCUCUUCGUUCUCUCUCACAGCGCAUCAGAAUACUCACUGCCAUUAUCAUGGCCGCGUCUCAGACCAGACCCACAUGGUCCGAACUCAUAGGAAGCAAAAAUUGGGAAGGCCUUCUCGACCCCCUCGACCUCGACCUUCGAAAACUCAUCCUUCUCUCCGGCGACUUCAUACAAGCUACCUACGAUGCCUUCAACAACGACCAAAACUCCAAGUACUGUGGUUCAAGCCGCUACGGGAAGUCAUCUUUCUUCCAAAAGGUCAUGCUCGAGAACGCCUCCGAUUACAAGGUCGUCUUUUUUCUCUACGGCACCGCACGUGUCAGCGUCCCUGAAGCCUUUAUCCUUCACUCCCUCUCACGUGAGUCUUGGGACCGCGAGUCCAACUGGAUCGGCUACAUCGCCGUCACCUCCGACGAGGUCAGCACAGCCUCGGGCCGCCGUGAAAUCCACCUCGUGUGGCGGGGGACCACGAGGAAUUAUGAGUGGAUCAAUGUGUUCGGUGCUGCCCCUGUAUCAGCAAAAGUUCUGUUAAGCGCAGAGACAUUAAAGGACAUCAGUAGCAGCAGUGAUGGUGAUGAUGAAGAUGAGAAUGAAGGAAUGCCGAAAGUGAUGAGUGGCUGGCUUACAAUUUACACAUCGGACAACCCAAAAUCUCCAUUUACUAAAACAAGCGCUAGAACCCAAGUUUUAAAGAAGGUGAAUGAAUUGCUCAAGCUUUACAAAGACGAAAACCCAAGCGUGAUUAUAUCAGGACAUAGUCUUGGGGCAAGCUUAUCGAUUUUGAGUGCUUUUGAUUUAGUGGAAAACGGAGUCAAAGACGUUCCGGUGACAGCAAUAGUAUUCGGAUCUCCUCAAGUUGGGAACAAAGCAUUCGAUGAGAGGUUGAAGAAGAUGACUAAUUUAAAGGUUCUACACACAAGGAACGUGAUUGACUUAAUAACACUUUAUCCAGGCGGGUUAUUGGGGUACGUAGACACAUCAGGAACAGAGUUGAAGAUCGAUACAAGAAAGUCGCCGAGUUUGAAGGACUCGAAGAAUCCAGGUGACUGGCAUAACUUGCAGGCGAUGUUGCAUGUGGUGGCGGGGUGGAACGGAGCAGGAGGAGAGUUUGAGAUGAAGGUGAAGAGAAGCGUGGCUUUAGUGAACAAGUCAUGUGAGUUUCUGAAAGACGAAUAUAUGGUGCCAGGGUCAUGGUGGGUGGAGAAGAACAAAAGUAUGGUGCGUAGGGAAGAUGGAGAGUGGGUUUUGGCUUCACCAGAUGAGGAGGACAUGCCUGUACCUGAAAAUUGAAUGAACAGACUGGCUGUAGAGUUGUAGUUGUAGGGUCUGCCUAGUUCUAUUUGCUGUUAUAUCAUGGACUGUCUUUUGAUUGCCAGGUGUGUUUUUGUCUUUUUGACCUUUUGUUGUGACAUUUAUCCUUUCGCGUG
This is a messenger RNA of Neltuma alba, 1577 nucleotides long. RefSeq names its product phospholipase A1-IIdelta-like. Gene Ontology annotation, biological process: lipid metabolic process. Gene Ontology annotation, molecular function: glycerophospholipid phospholipase A1 activity. The record is from RefSeq and is a predicted model, not a curated record. Bases 199 to 1440 code for a protein of 413 amino acids. The transcript has a single exon. NCBI's taxonomy places the organism in Eukaryota, Viridiplantae, Streptophyta, Magnoliopsida, Fabales, Fabaceae.